GAGUUUCUGGCAGAAAGCAGGCGAGCCCGGGCCGGCGCGGGGCCUUGUGGGAGGGCUUAAGGAAGUAAAAUGGCGGACCUGGCGAACGAAGAAAAACCUGCCAUUGCUCCGCCCGUCUUUGUGUUUCAGAAGGAUAAAGGACAAAAGAGGCCAGCUGGAGGCUCCAGCCCCGAAGGUGGAGAAGAUUCCGACCGAGAAGAUGGAAAUUACUGCCCUCCCAUCAAGCGAGAAAGAACAUCCUCUUUAACCCAGUUCCCACCUUCACAGUCAGUAUCAAAAAACAAUGUUUUUAUGCCAUCAACCUUCUGCGAGCCAUCUGCAGGCAAUUCUGACUCAGAACCAGAGGAAAAGAGCAGUGGAUUCCGGUUGAAGCCACCAACAUUGAUCCACGGCCAGGCACCCAGUGCAGGUCUGCCGAGCCAGAAGCCCAAGGAGCAACAGCGGAGUGUGCUUCGCCCGGCAGUGUUACAAGCCCCACAGCCAAAGGCACUCUCACAGACCGUCCCGAGCAGCGGCACCAACGGGGUCAGUAUCCCGGCAGACUGCACGGGGGCCGUGACAGCGACAUCACCCGACAACCCCGCACGGAGAAGUCCCUCCGAUGAGGUGCGAGCACUUGAGGAGAAAGAGCCCCAGAAAAAUGAGUCUAGCGAUACUUGUGAGGAGGAAAACUGUGAGAAAAAAGAGCAAGUUGCACAGCAGGCGUUUGUGUUCGGGCAGAACCUGAGGGACAGAGUCAAGUUAACAAAUGAGAACACUGAAGUAGCUGACAUGGAGAAUGCUGGACACCCCAGUUCAGAAACGCCAACUGCGACCAACUAUUUCCUUCAGUAUAUCAGCUCCAGUUUAGACAACUCGACCAAUAGUGCCGACACCGCCAGCAACAAAUUCGUGUUUGGCCAGAACAUGAGCGAGCGUGUGCUGAGCCCACCCAAAUUAAAUGAAGUCAGUUCAGAUGCCACCAGGGAAAAUGCAGCUGUUGAGUCCGGGUCCGAGUCCUCAUCCCAGGAGGCCACCCCCGAGAAAGCUAAUAACAUUUCAGAGUCCCUGGCCGAGUCAGCAGCCGCCUACACCAAGGCAACAGCACGGAAGUGUUUGUUGGAAAAAGUGGAAGUCAUCACCGGGGAGGAGGCGGAGAGCAACGUGUUACAGAUCCAGUGUAAGCUGUUUGUCUUUGACAAGGCCUCGCAGUCGUGGGUGGAGAGAGGCCGGGGGCUGCUCAGGCUCAACGACAUGGCAUCGACUGAUGACGGGACGCUCCAGUCCCGACUAGUGAUGCGGACCCAGGGCAGCUUGCGACUGAUCCUCAACACCAAGCUCUGGGCCCAGAUGCAGAUCGACAAGGCCAGUGAAAAGAGCAUACGCAUCACAGCCAUGGACACUGAGGACCAGGGCGUGAAGGUUUUCCUGAUCUCAGAGGGCAGCAGCCACCCUGACCAAGAGAUCUUCCAACCCACCACUUCCCUCUGCCUGCCCCAGGCCAGUUCCAAGGACACGGGCCAGCUGUAUGCAGCCCUGCACCACCGCAUCCUGGCCCUGCGCAGCCGUGUGGAGCAGGAGCAGGAAGCCAAGAUGCCUGCCCCUGAACCUGGGGCAGCCCCGUCCAACGAGGACGACAGUGACGAGGACGUCCUGGCUCCAUCGGGGGCCACUGGAGGCGGUGCUGGCGAGGAAGGGGAGGGGCAGACGGCCGGAAGCACAUAGCGCCGGGAGCCGGCUGCCCACGAGCCUGCUGCUUUGUCCGUCUGUCUGCCCGCCUGCCCGCCCCGCUCCGCCAGCAGUGUGGAGGCGCGGGGCU
Molecule: messenger RNA, 1798 nt
Organism: Neomonachus schauinslandi (Hawaiian monk seal)
Lineage: Eukaryota; Metazoa; Chordata; Mammalia; Carnivora; Phocidae
Gene: RANBP3
Product: RAN binding protein 3
Exons: 17
Coding region: 70-1704 (544 amino acids)
Biological process (GO): protein export from nucleus
Cellular component (GO): nuclear pore; cytoplasm
Molecular function (GO): GTPase activator activity
Source: RefSeq, a predicted model, not a curated record